Molecule: messenger RNA, 4423 nt
Organism: Plutella xylostella (diamondback moth)
Lineage: Eukaryota; Metazoa; Arthropoda; Insecta; Lepidoptera; Plutellidae
Product: neural cell adhesion molecule 2
Molecular function (GO): protein binding
Source: RefSeq, a predicted model, not a curated record
UUCGAGCGGCGAAGCUCCGGGGACGCGCGGCCACGUUGCGGCAUUUCAAAUUUCGAAUUCGAUCGCGGCAUUGCCAGUCGGCGGAACCGAGUUCGCAUUUCAAAAAUGGAACCACCCAUUCGAAUGACUCUGUGAAUUUUGUGAUUGUCGUUUGUUUCCCCCUAUUGCAGUGACGAAAUAGUGACAAACAGUAUAACCAUAAUAUUGACAUAAUGUCUUACAAUUUGACAGCCGUAAUAUUUUGAGAUAAUUAACGGCCGCAUGUUUAUUCGUUGAGUGUUCAAUAAUAUUGUGUUUGGUUGGAAUAUGUUUGAGGAGCAAAGGGAGAAUAAGUGAGAUUUGUUUUUUUUAUAAGUGUUUUGUGUUACGAGACUGCAGUGUAUGGUUGCCGGAACAUUUGGAUUUAUAUAAUUGCUCUCCACUCACGGAUGCCAGUGCUAGUGCGGGUGAUGUGUGCGAGCUGAGGCGAUGCGGCGGCGGGGCGCGCGGGGGCCGCAGCGGGGCGCGGGGGGGGCGGCGUGGCUCGCGCUGCUGCUCCUCGGAACAACGACGGCCUACACCGACACAGAGGACUUCAUCUCUGAUCUUGACAAGCCAGUGCCCACGUCGGACGUGCAAGGAGUGCUGGGCAAGAAGGCGUCUCUCCCGUGCGACAUCCAGCCGCUGCACUCCGACGACUCCGUCUCCAUGGUGCUCUGGUUCAAGGAGUCUGAUGGAGAGCCGCUGUACAGCUACGACAUCCGCGGGCGGUCCUUCAGCCAGCCUAAGCUGUGGUCGUCGCCGACGGUGUUCGGCAACCGCGCCUUCUUCCGCGCAGUCGCCGACCCCGCCGUGCUCAUGAUCGACAACGUGACGGCCGUCGACGCCGGGGUGUACCGCUGCCGCGUCGACUUCAAGAACUCGCCGACCAGGAAUCUUAAAGUCAACUUUACUGUUAUUAUACCCCCAAGUCGUCCAACAAUAUACGAUGCAAAAAGAAGAGAUAGAACGAAAUUAGUGGAGCCUUAUAAUGAAGGCUCCAAUGUGCUGCUCAUAUGUGAAGUAGAAGGAGGUCGGCCAAGGCCACGAGUCACGUGGUACCUGGAGAACGUGGUGAUAGACGACUCAUUCGAGCAGCGUCCUGACGGCGUGACGCUCAACACGCUGACCUUCCCCAACGUGGGGCGGCAGCACCUCAACGCGCGGCUGGUGUGCCAAGCCUCGAACACCAACCUGGCGCCGCCGCAGACUAAAGUGCUUAUAUUGGAUAUUAAUUUAAAACCAAUAACAGUGACGAUCCUGACGAAGGAGAAGCAGAUAUCUGCGGACAAGCGCUACGAGAUCGAGUGCCGGACCACGGGCUCGCGGCCUGAGGCCUACGUCACCUGGUGGAAGAACAACCGGCAGCUGAAGAGGAUGGCCAAGAAUUUCUCGGAGAACAACGAGACGCUGUCCGUACUGAGCCUCGUCCCCAGUGCGGAGGACGACGGUCGCGUGCUGGCGUGCCGCGCCGAGAACAAACACGUCGAUGACUCCGCCAUCGAGGACAAGUGGCGGCUCAAUGUGCACUAUGUCCCUGUAGUGGAUCUGAAGAUGGGGUCCAAGUUAAACCCGGACGAGAUCAAGGAGGGCGACGACGUGUACUUCGAGUGCACGGUGAAGGCGAACCCCAAGACGCAUCGGCUGGUCUGGUUCCAUGGUAACAACGAGAUCUUCCACAACGAGGCGGCCGGCGUGAUCCUGUCGGCCCAGAGCCUGGUGCUGCAGAGUGUGACGCGCGCCGCCGCCGGCGACUACACCUGCAUGGCCGCCAACAGCGAGGGCAAAGGCACCAGCAACCCCGUGUCGCUGUUGGUCAGAUACGCUCCGGUCUGCGCUGACAAAAGGGACGGCGAAUUGUUCGGUGCCUUGAAACAUGAGACGGUCUCGCUUCACUGCUCGGUGGACGCCAACCCGGCGCUGGUCUCCUUCCACUGGACCUUCAAUAACUCCGGCGAGCAGACGGAAAUACCGCCGCGGUUAUACUCAAGCCACGGGCACACGUCAACCCUCAACUACACCCCGACCACAGACAUGGAGUACGGGACGCUCGCCUGCUUCGGAGCCAACUCCGUCGGGCAGCAGAAAGUGCCGUGCAUGUUCCAGCUGGUGGCUGCUGGGCGGCCGUUCCAGCUGCAGAACUGCUCGGUGGCCAAUCAGAGCGUGGACUCAUUAUACGUGGAGUGUGUCGAGAACUUCGACGGCGGACUUCCUCAACACUUCGUCAUGGAGCUUGUGGAACUGCCCACGCAUAUUGUCCGCUACAACGUGUCCACCAACCGGACACCCCCGUACUUCGAGAUCCGCGGCCUGCCGCCGGGGGUCAGCUACCGUAUCGACCUGUACGCCGUCAACGCCAAGGGACGCAGCGACGUCGCCACGAUAGAAACCGUGACGCUGAAGGGACAGGCCAAGUUUACUGGUGAGAGCACGACGCUAGGGUUGUCACCAGUACUGGCCUCAAUAGCCGCGAUGGCCGCGCUGCUGGCCGCGGCCGUGUGCGGCGUGCUGGCCGUGCUCUACAAGCGGCACUCGGCGCGGCACAGACACCUGCCCGCUAAGCAUGCUCCACUUAGCGAGGCGAUGUACAUGGAGCGUCAGACCCACAGCCCUACGCCCGUGAAGCAAGAGUGCGACACGCGGUCAGUGACCCCGGGCGAGGGGCGGGCGGAGGGCGCGCGGGGGGCGUUGCUGCGGGCGCCUGACCCGAGGGAGGCUGAUGAUGCUGAUCCGGAUAUUAUACCGUGUUUGUAUGAGCGUCGGUCGAUAUCCAACGGCUACAUGAGCCUGCAGCGGCCGCCGUCCUCCACCAAGCUGGCGCGAGAGCCCGAGCCGGACCCCGCCUUCUACACAGACUUCCGGAAGAAGGGCGCCAAGCUGCCUUUAACUAGUUCAUACCAUAGUUUAGGACGCGCGAACAAGGGAGUAAACGCUUGCAGCCCAAGCUCAGCCACAGGAGUGACGUCAUCACUCACGGCACAUAGACUGCGGCCAGAAGUCGUCACGACUUCGCAUCGAGUGCAAGAGAGUUGUAUAUAGAGCGAGAAACGACGGUAGCCCUCCGAAUUUUGUACAUAACUAAUUAACUACGCGAUAAGUAUUGACUGUGUUCCUUGAAUGCAAUGUGCUGUGGGAAUUGGGCUUUAUUGACAUUGCGUCUAGUAAAGAUGAUUAAAAUUACCAUGAAUAGGUAACUGGAUUGUAAUGGCAGUAACAUGAUUACAAUAAUUGUGGUAACGACGCAUUGUGAAGCUUAGGGGGGUUAUUGAUUGAACAUGAUAGAUAAUCAUUUUGAGUCUUAUUAGUACGAUCAUUAGUGACCGAUUCAGAGUGUUGGACGUGAUGUCGAUAAAGGUCAGUUUUGCACGGCACGUGGCAAUAGAGUAAGUUGUUACAAAAUGUAUGAUAAUAUUUUGUAAGCACAACCUCAAGUUUUGUAUAAAAGUAUCAUGAAUUUGUAUAAUGAUUGGGUAAUUUAAUAAUUUAUACGAAAAUGUGUUUUCCAACAUCUGCUAGAACUGUAGACAUUUUAGGUAAACUAAUAAAUCUAAUAUUGUGGGUUUGAACAAAAAAAGGUUUUGUUUCGUAAUUUGGUAAUUUAAAACGGUUACUUACUUAUUACUUAUCAUACGAAGUGCGAAGGCAUUUAAAAAACGAUAAGUAGGUUGGUAGGUAUUUCACAAGUUAAAAGCAUUGGUAUUUUAUAAACAGAACUCUAUCUCUAACACAAUAAACCUAUCAAAAAUACUUAAACACCGUUUGAACUUUUAACUGUUGUUGAAAACCAAUUAUCACAAUAUAAGUUUGUCUUUUAAGGGUAUAAUUUUACUUUUAAACAUUAAUGAGUUUAAUAGUCCAAUAAUAAACUAUGCAAAUGUUAAGUAGAAGUAACUUCUACAUGAAAACAACUGUGUCUUUUUGCCAGCGUACAUACGUAUAAUAUGUUUGACUGUGCCUUUUUGUGUAAAAACAUUUCUCAAAAACUAACCUACCAAUUAUACGUCCAUCACCUUGACAUAGACAAGCACGUCAAGGACCCUUUAUACCUAACAUAAUAGCAAUAAAUAUACGUUUGGUCCGUGAAAAAUUACCUGUCCCAUAUCUUUCUUCGCAACAAAAGAGCGUAGCCUUAAAUAAGGGGCCUAUUCUCUAAUCACUGGCGACCGGGAAUCCAACGGACAACGCUAUCGGUCGAGAUUUAACGCCCUCGCGACCACACGUGAGAAUUCCGACGUAAAAAUAAAUGACAACAUUUGUCUUGAGACUCGCCGCCGAUCGCACUGAGUAGUUGGAAACCGUAUUUCGACGUCGUUGAACGUGAAGCUUAGAUUAACAAUGUACGAAUAAGAUGGUGUAUGUCAUAUACAAAAACUGUCGAACCGUUUUAAUUUAAGUUCAACCUAAU